Molecule: messenger RNA, 2509 nt
Organism: Poecilia latipinna (sailfin molly)
Lineage: Eukaryota; Metazoa; Chordata; Actinopteri; Cyprinodontiformes; Poeciliidae
Gene: endou2
Product: endonuclease, polyU-specific 2
Exons: 7
Coding region: 1530-2384 (284 amino acids)
Molecular function (GO): RNA endonuclease activity
Source: RefSeq, a predicted model, not a curated record
GAAAUUACAGUGUUGGAAAUCUUCUACCAUUUUCUUUCUAAGCCCAACAUGUCCGGUGUCACCACUUUACAUAGCAAGUCAGCUUCUAACAUUCAGGCUGAUAUUGUACAUUUUCAACAGAUUUCUUUUGUUCCUAAUUUACCUCAGCUUCUUAAGAUAUUGCAUUCAUCUUAAAACACAACUUUCCCAGAAAAUGUUCUGAACUGGUUGAUGGAUACCCAAACAAGUUAGGUUGCAUUAAGAUUUCAAGUUAAAGUAAUUCAGCACAGCUUUUUCAUUAAUUUAAAGCAAAGUAGUAAGGAAAAAAGCAGCUGGCUAUUAAACUGAAACAAAGUGCUGAAUUUAAAACCAGCAUGUCUUUUUCUAGACACCAUCUGUCCAAUAAUUAUUUCCUGCAGAUACAGUUUUAAAGAAAAUAGCUGAUUUCUAAUUCCACAUGGCAUGACACAUAUUUUCAUAUCAUUCUCCACAAGAACAAAAUAUAGUUCAUUAAUGUGGGUGUAUUAUUUUCUUUGUAUUGCACUGUUAACCAAAUUUUAUAAUAAAAUAUAUUAUUUGACUGAAAUUUGGACAAUAUAACAAACUUCCAGAAAACUGCAAAACAAAUGAAAUAUUGAGUUCUAUAAAUCGAAACUAAAAACCCACCUGUUUUGAGUUGUUUUGAAUCAUAAUUAAUGAAACAGUGACCAAGAUGUUUGAUGUGUGUGAUUUUGGUGAUGGCCCUCAUCAAAAUGUAAUGUUUGUUCAGUUGUUUACUGUUCUGUGUUUUCUUUAUAACUUUGUAACAUCUGUUUUUAUUGUGUAUAGCACCUUGAACCACCUUGAUGCUGCAUGUGCUAUACAAAUAAACAUGAUUGACUGACUGAUAGGAGAACAUGACUAUCAGAGAUAGUAGCAAAGCAGAACAAGGAAUUUUUGCCUUUGCGUUUCAUUUUCUGGUAACAUAGUUGGCAUUUUGUCCCUCUUUGGAUGAUUAGAUUAACCCCAAGUUCCCAGCAGCACCUUGUUACCUGAAACAUGACCCGUAUUUACCCUGUAAUCCAGAGGUCAUACUGUGGCAGAGAGGGAAACAAUGAAACAUCAAAAGAACAAAGAGCCUCCGUUUUAGCUGAACCUGAAAAGAGACAUCAUUGUGUAAUCUCUUUGGCCAGAGUUGCUGACUGUAGAAAAUGCUUUUUUAACGGCCCCUCUCUCCUGUCCUGUUCCCAUCCCCUGACUCGUUCCCCCUCCUGUCCUUUUACAUAGUCAAUGAAUGACUGAUUGACUGGCUGGGCCUUCACCAUGAAAUACUCCUGCAGUCAGAAACUCAAAGAACCAGUACUGGGAGCACCAGGCCUACACAGAAACUUCCACACAUCAGCCACCAGUUGUUCCUUGUUGGUUCAGAGAAGCAGAGCGGGACUGAAAGAAGCAGAAUAUCUAGAUUUUGCGUAUCUCUGGAGUUUGGCUGAGACAUUAAACGCUGUAGCACUGCGAACAGAAGGAAACUGAGACUGAACUGAGGGACAAGGAGCACAAGGAGUCGCCGUAUGAUGAUUGAGAGUGACAGAGAGCUGUCGGCUAUAGUUCAGGAGAUUUGGGACAAUGACGUCAACCGACUCAAACCUGGAAAAGACUACAGGAUUUCUCUGCAGGGCAAAGCUGGAGACAGCAUGGGUGACAAUGAGAGCAACGACAGGGCAGGACUUCCUUUGUUUACAUUUGUUGAUGAGAAUAUUUUCAAAAAGGAGACAUUUUUAGCCUUUAUCUCCCUUUUGGAUAACUAUGAAAGUGACACCGGUGAGCCAGAGAUUGUAACUCCUGAGGAAGUGGCCGAGAACCACAGGUUCCUGGAUGCCAUCAUUCAGACUCGCGCUAUGAAGAUAGCUCAUAAACACCUGGUGGAGAAGCAGCUCUCUCCUCAAGAUGAUACAGAAUUCAAGGAGCAGCUCUACAGAAUCUGGUUUGAACUUUAUGCAAGAAAAGGAUCCAGCAGGCCAGACUCUUCAGGAUUUGAACAUGUGUUUGUUGGGGAGACAAGAGGAGGGCGGACUGUCAUUGGUUUUCACAACUGGAUCCAGCUGUACAUACAAGAAAAGCUGGGUCACAUUGAUUACAAAGGCUACAGUGUCACAGCAAAUUCUCCUCAGCCUGACGAGAACAAACACAUCCUGGCAUUACAGUUCAGUUGGAAGAAUGGCAUAAAGCCCAAGGGCAGCAUCUUCAUUGGCGUCAGUCCUGAGUUUGAGUUUGCCCUCUACACUCUCAGUUUCCUCACCUCACCAAAUGAGCGCGUCAAAGUGCAGUUCAGUUUCUAUGACGUAGAGAUUGUCUGUCACCAUUACAACCAAAAGCACAUCGGUACCACCUUCCCAGUGCUACUUAGGUACAGGAAUCCUCAAUAAGACUUGACUGGAAAGCAGUCCGAGGUAUAACCACUCCAACACAUGAGCUUACAAAGUGUCACAGGUACUGUUGCUGUCUUUUUCUUUUACACAAAGAUACAAUAAAAUGUUUCAAGACCCUUCCA